Messenger RNA from Paramisgurnus dabryanus, 1488 nucleotides. The record is from RefSeq and is a predicted model, not a curated record. NCBI's taxonomy places the organism in Eukaryota, Metazoa, Chordata, Actinopteri, Cypriniformes, Cobitidae.
AUGAAAAGACCUGUGUUCACCAGCUUUACCAUCAUCCUGCUAAUAGGAUAUAGCUGGGCUGAAAAUGUUUUGGACUCAGGGCCUGUAUAUAGCAGCACAGGGGACGAGGUGCAGUUCAACACCAUCUUUAUUCCUCCCCUGCUGGAAUUUAUGAGCAUCAGCUGGAGCAUUGGGGGCAUGAACGUCAUAACAUGGUCCCCUCCAGCCCCUGACAUUGUGGGUUCAGAAUAUAAAGGCAGAGUGACUCUGAAUAAAACCACUGGGGAUCUGACAUUACAAAAGUUAAAGCUGACUGACUCUGGAGUGUAUUCUUUGACUCUAGUACCAGCAGAUGGGUCACAAUCACUGUAUGGAAGGACUGUAUUAGAGGUGUUUGAUCCAGUGACUAAUGUAUCGAUCACGGGUCCGAACAUCACUCUUGUGGAGGGUAAAACCUCAGCUAAAUUCAGCUGUGAUGGAAAAGGUAGCAUCACUACUACUGAGUGGUUGAAGGAUGGACAACGUCUAUCUGAAAGCGACCGCAUCAUCUUCUCAGCUGAUAACAGAUCAGUGUCGAUCAAUCCAGUGAGCAGAUCAGACAGUGGGGAAUACAUUUGCAACCUCAGCAAUCCUAUCAUACAUGAUCAGGCUAAUUACAGCAUUACUGUAUUCUAUGGGCCUGAUGUGAAGAUACUUGGUGCAGAGAUAUUGGAUGAAGGCUCAGACAUCCUUUUGUACUGCUUAGUGUCGUCUGCACCUCCAGCUUCUCUCAUAUGGACAGUAAAUUAUAAGGAUGCUGGAACCUCAGCUUUAUACAUGCAAGAGAACAGCAGAUUGAGCCACAGUGGAAUCUAUACCUGCUCAGCAUCAAACAACAUCACUGGAGAAAUAAGAUCUGCAAAACACACCCUCACAGUACGAGGUACCUCUGUGCUGACUCCUGGAGAAAUAGCAGGCAUCGUAGUGGGAGUUAUAUUACUAGUGCUGUUGGCAGUUAGUAUGUUUUUCAACUUUCGAAACUUCAAAGGCUUCAGAGGAAAUGCACAAAUACAUAAUGAGGAUAAUAUGAAGAAUCAGGACAGACAGAUUCCCAAAAUACCCAAAGUGGAGGAGACUCCUAUGGAAAUAAUUGCCUUUAAAAAUCCAACUACAUAUCAAAACACAGAUGACAUUUACAUGUGUGAGGAUAAUGAGCCGGUGGAACAAAACGAAACCAAAGAUUUUCCCCCGGCCCUCUUCCGGGGGAGGGAGCGGUGCCUUCACUGUCUCCUGAAGAGUGAUCCUCUCCAACUCCGGGUCGCCCGACUCGGGACCGCUGAACCUCCGUUUGCCACGGGUAACGGGCUGAGCGGGCAGGGCGAGCUGCUGACGACCGGUUCGCAGGACGGCCUCGGCGAGAGGCAGACUGAGGAGCCGGCGUUGGUGGACCAGGGCAGCUCUCUUCCGUCAGGGCACGACCUAGGAGAACGCCUCAGUCUGCGUCGUGGAGCUGAACGACUCCCGGACUAG